This is a messenger RNA of Cladocopium goreaui, 3195 nucleotides long. NCBI's taxonomy places the organism in Eukaryota, Dinophyceae, Suessiales, Symbiodiniaceae. The record is from the annotation of a GenBank genome assembly.
GAUCGGCAUUGAGAGAUAACGUGAACUUUAGUUCGCAGACCGCGCUGCAGCUGUACUGCACCAUGGUGUCCUUGUUUGCGUCAAACACCUUCUCAUCUCAUUUUGUUUUUCUCGAUUUUCCUGGUUCGCAGUCCUUGCAGCAGCUGUGCUGCAUCAUGGUUUCCUUGUUUGCAUCAAAGUUGCAGUGCCAUGUUGAAUGCAUUGUGAAUGUUCAGGGCAACCCUUAUGCAUUUGCAGCUGUCACGGAGACAUGGCCGGAUGCGCCAGAGGAAGCUUCUUUGUCCAAAAGUUGCGUGGUUGGGAUGGUGUGCCUAGGGAAGGUGAUUCAAGCCAGCAAGGUUGAAAACCCAUGGGUCUGUGCCUCCUUGCCGUUGGUCCCCGAGAUUGUUGCCAUAGAGUUCAGAUCCCCAGUUCGAUGGGAAAAGGGGAAGCAAGUUGUCUGGCAUGUCAAAGAAGGAGAGAUGCAAGGGAAGCUGAAGGAAGCAACCGCCUCUGGGAUUCCUUGUGGCCAACUGCAGAAAAUGAGGGACCCGCUGCCAAGCGCCAGAAGCUCACGCAGCCGCCUUGGAAAAGCAAGAAGCGGAAGCGCCGUUCUGACGCUGGGAACACCGGCAGUCCGGCUCAAGUUUCCUUCACAGCAUCCAAGCGUCGCCGGCUGCUUCUUCGCAGCCCUUUGCAAAAGCCGAAGUUGGCAAAAGCAUCAGCAUCAGAAGCCUUGCAGGCCAGCACAAGCCCGCAGAGGGGACCUGACCGUUGCAGUCUUGCCCAACGGGUGGCAGCAGGAAGGCUUGCCGUUCCAGAAGCAACCGGGGGAAACACAAGGAGAUCAAGGCAGAGCUUUGCGCGAGAAUGCAGCUUUGGCAGCUCGCUGGCAGGCUGGCAAUGCAGAGCUAGGUUUGGCCACUUCAUGCACAGUUGAUCACUCGGUGCGAUCCGUUGUGCCAGUGCGUUUGCGGGCGCACCUGGCCGAACGAGCUGCUUCAGGUAUUACCCAUCACGCGGCCCCACGCGCAGAUGAGAGCCGUUCCUUUUGGAUUCCGCGGUCUGGAGAUGGCAGCGGCCGGGCAGAUGUGCAGCGGAUUCGCUUGCUCUACAAACGUGAUUUACACGGAGAUGAUGGGCUCGUUAUAGUUUCCUGUGACGAGGAGGAUGUCAUCUCCCCGCAGCAUGCUCCACCAAACGUAUGUAGACGCUGGCGUUCAGGUGCAUUAGAGCCCAUUGCGGGUGUUGAAGUUGACCUUGCAUUGCCGCGGGCGCUGGAUGAGCAAAAUGUUCGUCUCUUGCUUGUCUAUACUGGAGUUAGUUUGCUAGAGAUGGCCACGUGUGAAGUUUGUGGAGAUGGUUUCGCAGACGAUGCGGAAAAACACUUGUGCUCCCCGAGCCGAGACUCUUGCUCGCACGUGUGCCACGCGGAUUGCUUGCAGCAAUACCGAUUAAAGCAGGGCUGCCCUAUGCAUGACUGCCCAUUCUGUCUUCAGAAUGAAGAUUCCCAGGAAGAGGCUGAUGAUGCCGCUUUGCAAGAGAUGGAGAUUGAGGCAGCAAUGGAAGCAGAGGCUGUGGCUGAGGGGGUAAAAAGAAAGACCAGAGAAGAGGCAGCUUCGCCUGUCCGUGCGGGUGGGGGCCCAGCGGGCAAGAAGUUAGCAACCAACGCAAGCCCGCCAGCAGGACAACGCAGCCCAGUGCCGCCCACCCAAAGGUCCCCAAGCCCAGAAAGCCCUCCCUUCACACAGGGUGGAAGUGAAGCAGCCCGCUUGUCCAUUCCAAGCUUUGGGAUUGACAUCUACGACGACCUGAGUCGGACCAGCAAGGCAUCUACCACGGUGAAGGAUCCUAUGCACGACGCCAUGUCGGAGUACUUGGCUUGCAGGGAUGAAGCACAAAGCCUUUCGUUGCUUCACACCAAGAGCACAUAUCAAGGGCUUGGAAGCCCAGAGGCUUCUUAUCAAACCGUUCUGAAUGCAGCCUUGAAAGACCCCAGGGACCACCACGCUGUGGCAUCAGACUUUGCCUUCAGAACUCGAGAAGUGCUGCCCGUGCCUUUCGAAGUCAGCUUGAGAACCAUUGCCCGCAAGGAAGGCACGCGGCUUCGAUUGCAGCCUGAUGAGGAGCACCGACGUGGCUGCGUAGUCCAGAUUGUUUGCGCAGGUCUGCAUUACGGCAACAAAGAAAAGAUGUGCACUUGGCUGAACUGCGAAGAUGACAAGACAGUCACUGGAGAUGGUGCCACGGCGCUGACUCAUUACACCUUCGUUCACCAAGUGUAUGGACAGGUGUCGCUUUGUGAGUAUGUGCUCCAGCCGACUGCAAGCAUGUUUUGCAAGAGAAUCCAUGCGACGUGGCAAACAAGGCCAGUGACAAGUGACCCUGAUCAGCAGAGCCAGUCCAGCAAAGAGUUCCUGAUUGACUUCUUUGGUUGGAUGGGGCGCGUGGCAAGCAACCAGGACAAAGACCACUAUUUUGACAAGUUCGCCUUGCCCGUGCUCAGGAAGGCUUUGCAGGGAAUCUCCGACUUCUUUUCACGAGAAUCACGAGAAUGUAGAGGCCCGAGCGCGUUGGCCCUUGAUAGGAUCAUAGAUGAGUUUGCCGUUGAGAUGACCAUCUUCGAUUUGGGACAUGCCUUGCAUAUCUGGCGUCGCCAAAUGUGCUUGUGGUUUGCCUUCUAUCGCUCCAAGCAAGUCCAAGCCUUGGUAGACCCCAAAGCAGUGCCAGAUGUCAAGCCCCCAGGACUUGCAGAUUUGGAUGCCAAGAUGAAAUUGCAGCGAGUCAUUCUGUCCAAUCCUCGAUGUGUUGGUCCAACCUCCACUGCGCACAUUCGCUCUGUUCUGAAUUACCACUUUCAGAAGGAGAAAGAGGAAAAACCAGCAAAGUUCGUCUUGGCAGCAGUCAAAGACCUCUUGAAAGUUGGCAUCUUGCAAGAGGUUGACAAGAAGGAAGUGGAAGAACAGGCGCCCAAACUUAAGGACAAGAAAAGCGCCAAGAGCAAGGAGGCCACGCUAAAGAGCGAGCCACGAGGCCCGCCAGGUGGCCACGCUGUCCUGUACUACCAGACAUGUGCCUGGGAGGGCCUUUUGACUAAUUCGGAAGCUCAAGACAUGAUUGCCAAGCUUCAACUGAGUGCCGAUGCUAAGUGGCACCAUGACAAUGGCUUCUACCUUAGGGAUUCAGCAGAUGCUGAUGCCAGCAUGCGUGAUGUUG